Molecule: messenger RNA, 225 nt
Organism: Penicillium argentinense
Lineage: Eukaryota; Fungi; Ascomycota; Eurotiomycetes; Eurotiales; Aspergillaceae
Exons: 2
Coding region: 1-225 (74 amino acids)
Source: RefSeq, a predicted model, not a curated record
AUGCCCGGUGUGCGCUAUCUGGUCGCAUGUCACCAAAUUCACGCAUACGGAAUGCGCUCGGGGAAAAUGGACCGCUCGGCCCUACAAGGCUUCUUCACCGCAGUACGAGCGCGGUUCGGAUUAGAGUGGGCCAAGGACCCCCGGGAUGAAACAGCUAUCGAGGUCCACGCAAAUUCGAGUUCGAAUUGCGCAUGCUCUGCUCCGUACUGGCAGAUUGGUGCCUGA